This is a messenger RNA of Neocloeon triangulifer, 7976 nucleotides long. RefSeq names its product mushroom body large-type Kenyon cell-specific protein 1 (gene Eip93F). Gene Ontology annotation, cellular component: nucleus. Bases 307 to 2880 code for a protein of 857 amino acids. Gene Ontology annotation, biological process: regulation of transcription by RNA polymerase II. The transcript is spliced from 7 exons. NCBI's taxonomy places the organism in Eukaryota, Metazoa, Arthropoda, Insecta, Ephemeroptera, Baetidae. The record is from RefSeq and is a predicted model, not a curated record. Gene Ontology annotation, molecular function: DNA binding.
UGUGUGCGGCGGCCGGCGGGAGUUGAGGAGUGGAGCGCAGUCGGUUUUUCGCAGUCAAAGCAAAGCGAGUGCAGCGGCAGCACCACCACCACGCGCGCACCACACCGUGAUAUAUACACAAAUCAACAUUUGCAUAUUAUACGACAAACCGCAGUGGGAUGCGCCGGCCCUGUUAGGACAAAAAACCGACCCCGCCGCCGAGUUCCGGGCGCAAUUUCAAGCGUGACCCCGCACACUCCGAAAUGCAGCGAAAUGCAGUUUGAUAGUAGGUCAGCAUGUGACGUCACUGCCGAGUGAGGGAGAAAAAUGGCGGAAUGCUCUUACUCUAGCUGCAUCCAAGAAAAACGUGCGAUCAAGAGAGAACUGCAGAAAUGGACCAAGGACCUCGUCUACCUAGUGGGACUGGAACGCGUCGCUGAAGAGUUGAUGGGACGACGAAAAUGGCGACAGUACCAAGCCCACAUUCUGGGAGCGUCAGCGAUCAGCAAACACGAGACGCAGACUGCCUGGGAGAAGCGUUCCAAGGAGGAGAUCGUCAAGGAGGAGGAGGUGGAGGCGGCAGCGGAGGCGGCAGUGGAGGCAGCAGCCCCCGAAGCGGCGCAGGAUCCCCCGAAGGACUGGCAGCCCGAAGACAGGUGCUACUUCUGUGACGGCGCGGUUCAUACGGAACCUUGCAGAAGUCCGCAGCCCUCCGAGAGCAGCCAGAGUUCGAUGGACUCUUCGCCUCAGCCGGCUUCUGUGGACCUGAACGCGGCCAUCGGAGCGCACCCUGGAAACCAGGCCUUCUCCCCCGAGUCCCUGAACAGAAUGGCCUCGACCCUGGCGGCCAUGGCCAGCAUGGCCGGCAACCCGGCCGCCGUCGUGGCCGCUGCGGCCGCCGCGGGAGGCGCCGCCCCCGGGCUCAACCCUUUGUUUGCAGCCCCUGGAUUUUUCCCCUGGUACCUGAGCCAGGCACUUGCCAAGCAACAGCAACAUCAGCAGCAACAACAACAGCAACAACAGUUAUCCCCCGCUGCCACCCCUACAAAUAUGAGCUCAGGUGGCGAGCAGCCCCUGGACCUGAGCGCCAAACCUUCGAGCAAAGCAGGCCCAUCCGACGGCCGCCUCGACUCGCCCACGCUCCUCAAAAGGUCCGGCAUAGACGUCAAUUCCAGCAUCAUCCGGGCGAAACCGCGACUCAGCAGCACCGUGGCCGGAAGACGCACCUACACCGAGGAGGAGCUGCAGGCCGCCCUCAGGGACAUCCAGAGCGGCAAACUGGGCACCCGGCGCGCUGCGGUCAUUUACGGCAUUCCACGAUCAACCCUCAGAAACAAGGUGUACAAAUUAGAGCGCGAGAGAGAACGCGAUCACUUGUUGCUGCAGUCAACGCCUCCCCCGCCGGCUCCGGCGCCGCCUGGCGCCGAUGACAACUCGGGCGACGAGGACGGAAGCAAGACCCUGAGCAUGGAGGAGCUGGUGCGAUUUUCAGGGCUUGAUUCGUUGCCGGCCACCGACUCGCUGCGUCAGUUGCUGCAAAGCAGCGCCCGCGACGGCGCCGCAAGCAAACCACCGGCGGCGCCUGCGUCGUUUCCGGAGCCACCGGCGGCCCUGGCGCCGUACCUGUCGCAGCUGCUCGGCGCCGCGUCCGCCGAACAGCAAAGUGGCCUCGUCGAGCUGAUGAAGCGGAUCGGUGGCGGCGGCGCCGCCAGCGAGAACAACAACAACGCCAGCGGCAGCGGCGCUGACGCCACCAGCGAAGACGAGGGCGCGCCGAGCAGCGUUCUGCGCAUUCCGUCCUUCAAACCGAACGGCAACGAGGCGCCCGAGCAGCGUGGCAGCGGCUCAAAUUCGCCCUCGCUAGGCGUCAGCCUCAGAGACGUCAUCACCAAGAGCAUCACCCAAAAGUUCCAGUCAACGCCAUCAAUUUCCGUGGUGGACCCGGCCACCCUGAUGGCGAACCCGAUGAAGCGAAUGUCCGAGUCGGGCGGCGACCGCUUCCUGCCGCACCACCAGAAGCCGCACCACUCGCAACACCAGCAACACCACCACCACCAGCAGCAGUCGCAGGACAGCAAGAACAACAAGGGCGGCAAGGGGACGCGGCCGAAGCGCGGCAAGUACCGCAACUACGACCGCGACAGUCUGAUCGAGGCCGUCCGGGCCGUCCAGCGGGGCGAGAUGAGCGUCCAUCGGGCCGGCUCCUACUACGGGGUGCCCCAUUCAACCCUCGAGUACAAAGUCAAGGAGCGCCACCUGAUGCGGCCGCGCAAGAGAGACCUCAACAAGGCGGCCGCCGCCUCCACGGGGGGCCUCGUCGACGACAAGCCCAAAAUCGGGCCCCCGCGGGGGCCCAUGCCCAAACCACCCCCGGGGGCCCCCGGGUCCCCCUUCCCCAACCUGGCCGCCAUGGCCGGUUUGGCCAACGGCCUCGGCGGAAAGGGCCUGUUCGGGCCCGGACCGCCCCCGCUCGCCGCCUCCGCCGGCCCCUACCACCAGUUCUGGCCGGGGGCGGCCAACCCCUUCAUGAUCAACCCCGAGCUGUACCAGGAGCAGCUGUUGGCCUCGCACAUGAUGCAGCAGCGAAAGGCCGACCCGGUGGCCGACCGCUUCUUCGACGGCCUCAUCCGCAACUCCCUGGAGCGGCCGUCGGCCUCUGGCGAGGCCGCCGGCCUCGCCAACCGCGCCCUGCUGGAGCAGUUGUGUCGAGGGCGGCCGGCGGCCAGUGCGGCGGCCGGAGAGCAGACCGUCGUGGACCUCUCGCAAGAGGACGAGCGGCCGACGGUCGACUCGGAAGACGAGGCGGCCAUGGAGGCCGAGGAAUGUGAUAAGCCGGCGGCCGACGAGGCCGAGGACGAGCAGGGGACCAGCAGCAGCGCGAGGAGGAAUUCUACCGACUGACCGACUGACUACGAUAAUUAGUUAAAUUGCAGAAAAACAAACAAAAAUGCGAAAACGUUGAAUCAAGUUUGAUAGCAAAUUAAAUUAAUAUCUCUCUCAGAUGGACUGUAGUAGCUCGCAGAUCAAUCAAUUUAUCAUGUAAUUAUUUUGUGGUGGUAUUUUUACAAAUUAUUUUCUAUCUUGACAAUCUACAUUAUUGCCAAAGUCUAUUUGAAACUGAUUUACAUACUACAUCUCCGACACUCACACGCGUAUGUAAGUUCUUGUGUGUUCACGCAGCAGAGUUCAAAACCAGAAAACAUCACAAAACGAGGACUCAAAUUUGAUUGAAAUUCAAAUCUAUAUCAAAAUGUAACCAUAUUAAAGUAUGAAAAUGAAAAUUUUGUCAAUAAUGUAUCAUAUUAGUGGAAAUUUUAUUGUUUUCAAAAUUUAUUUAUUUAUUUCCAUUUAAUUUUAUGUCUCUGGAUUCAAAUAUGAAGUCUUCUGAUUCAUUGAAGUUUUCUGGAUAAACUCUUGGUGAAAACAAACACACACUCGUUUUACCAGCAGUAGGAGGCGGGGGCGGGCCAGUGCCGCCCCCGGGCGCAUCAAUGUCCAAAUGCACAUUUAAUUAAACUCUAUAAUAUACGAUGUCUGUGAUUUUCUGAAUAAUCUCUCGCGGUUUAGACAAAUUGAGCAGUGGAUUCCGUUUUUCAUUGAAGUGCAAUUAUUGCCAGUGCCGGACUGCGACGAAGAAGUGCGGCCGCCGGAAUCAUCUCCUUUCGAUGCGUCAGUGCGAUGGACACUUUUUUUGCCCGCACGGAGAUUUUUCACGCGUGUCUAUAUCGAUGUUGAGAGGAAAAACACACAUUCAUACAAACACACACACAUGUACACACUCAUUUUAUUUUGUAUCAACGCGCGCCAAAAGAAAGAACUUUUCUAGUGUUGAUGUUUUUUGCCUUUUCCUCCCGUUUUGGUUUUUUAGAAAAUAAUAUUUAUUGAUAUUGACAAACAAAAUAUUACAUCGUUCGGAAGAAAACAAGCGCACUCUUUUCAACCGAUUUGUAUUUAUAAUCAUAUUAACUGUAACACUGUGUGAUAUUUUGGUGAGGAGGAGGAGGAGGAGAAAGAUUCCAAAUUUAAAUGAAUUGAGAAGACUGUUGCAACGGAAUUGAGAAAAUUUGUGAUUGGAUACGAUGCACUCGGAAAUUCUAGAUUGGGUUCUGCUUCACGGAAAUGCCUUUUUGAUAAUCUUCAGCUUUGUGAGCUGGCCUUCGAAGCGCGUGUGCCCUUUUUGGGGCAGCAGAAUUUGUGUCACAAUCGGUCGAGAGAAGGCGAAAUUCAAAUUGGAUGGCUAAAAUUGAUUUACUUUCUGUGAAAAGUCUUUUUAAAAUCGCUCUGUUCGAAUUUAUUGUUUGUGUGGAAAAUUUUGUGAUCUUAAGGCUGCAUUUCGGUAAUUUAGAAAUUUAAGUGAAUCCAAAACGAUUUAUGUUGGGAAAAAAUGGAGCGAUUCUUGAUUUGUAGUGCCUUUACGAAGCUCGGUUGUCAAUUUUGACUGAUAUCAAAGCUAGCUAAUCAAAAUUUUUUCGAGUGUGAUUUAUUUUGGCUUCUUAAUGAUCUUUUUCGAGUGGGACUUAGUAAGGGCUGUGAUACAGAUGGGGAUGAGUUGCAGGCGUUGCGAAAGGUUUUAGUGAGGUAUAGUGAAAGUAAAAAAAAAAGAUUUGUUACACAUAAACACACACACAUACAGUCAUAAUCACGGAAAAUUUAAUUAGCUUGACGUUUUUGAAUAAAAUAUAGAAAUUGUAAAAUCAUCUCUCUUCUCUGUACAAAAAAGAACCGAUUCAAAUUUACGAUACAAAAGUCACAAAUUAUAAAUAUGGUGUUUUUCUGCGCAAUCAAAUAAUAUUUGGAGGAUUGAAAAGAGAAAUUAAAGAUUAUUAUUAUUAUAAAUGUAUAUCAAAAAACAACACAUACACACGCAGAUUAGUUAGGACACGAGAUGCAUUAAAUACGUUUUUCACUCUCCGAACAAAAAUGGAAAUAUAUUUACUGAUGGAUAUGACUUUUUAAAAAUGCUCUGAAACUCUAAAAAAGGCGAAAAAUACAUAUUUUACACACUGAAUAAUGAAUGUGCAUUCUUACGAUUAGUUGGAUCAGCAGUACGUUGUAAUAGGUAAAAUCACACAGACUCAUAAACACAAAUGCAAUUAAUUAAUUAGUUAAUUGCUACGAUAUACAUACAUAAUAUAUUGCCAGUGUAUUUUUGUUUAAUUUUCCCUGUACAUACCGUCGCAUUUUGUACUUCUAUUAUUUGUUUCUCGUGAAACUUUGUGUUUGCCGCCGGUUAGCUUUCGUUUAGCGGGAAAAUAACGCGGCAAGCUCCACUAAUUUCGACUUUCGCUGUAUAAUUUUUAAUUUUAACGACACCAAAAGGGACCGCGGCGUUCCGACUUUCCCGAAAUGAGAUAAUUUUUUUCCAAAUUUUUGGCACUCCGCGGUACCCCUGGAAAUUUACACAUUCCUCGCUGAAUCCGCGCCAAGAGAGCCUUUCUUUCUACAUUUGCACGCGGACUUGGUUACUUUUGUAAUUAUUCACUUACAUAAUAUGCAUUAAAUUUGAUCGGAAAUUAAUUAUAUACAAUAAAAAUUGAACGGUGCACAUAGUCAGUCAUCGAAUUAUCUUAAUCAUUCUUUUAUAGAGCUAAAUAUAAAAUCCCUAUGGAACCUUUUUUCUUUAAUUUUCCAUUCUGAAGCAAAAUUUAAUAACAGAAAUAUUGGCAUUUUGAACAUCAAAAAUCAACUCCAAUCUUGAAAAUUUUUAAUUUUUUCAGGAACUAUUUUAGCCAGUUGGCCUGACAAAUUAAAAUAGUAUUUUUAGCAAUUACAAAAUUUUUAAUUCUUAAAUAAAACUUAUAGCCAAAGUUAGCACGGUAAAAACUAUAACUUUUGAUUUAUAAAUAUUUUUUUUAAUUCAGAAUUUGCUUUUGUUUUUCCGUCGGAGUAAAUUAAUAAUUUUCAAUUUGUUUAUUUCGGUGACUGACUAUUUCUUCCGUUCAAAUUCCAGAAACAGGCGAGACAAUCUGCGUUCAUUAAUCGCAGAUCCACUUGUUCAAAUUCCGAUUACACGCGCGCGCUGAUGUCUGUAACAAAAAUACUACUAUUAUACUGAAGAAUGGAAAUGUAUGAAAAUAACAAUCAAAUUAACAUUCACUGCCGUUUAUCUCCUAAGUAUAUAUAAUUUUUAAUUGUGAAUAUAUUACGACGCAACGUGACAAAUUAUACUCGAGAGGUCCUUUUUGUAAGAGUUCACUCGCACACCCUCAUCACACACACACACACGUGGAUCGCGCAUUAAUUGUAUAAUCAAUCACCCUCGGAGCUAAACUGCAACUGAGAUGGACACUGAUUUAUAUAUAAUAUACACCCACACGAACAACAACAAUCUUUUUCCCUAAAAAAGCGAGAGUAGAAUAUUAUCGAGAGAAAUCGAAACAAUAAAACAUAAAACUGCUGACGAUGAGAAAAAUAAUUAAUUUAAAUUACAUAAAACGAGACAUUUGCGAAAUAAUUAAUAAUUAUUAAACAUAAUAGGUGCUGUGAGAAGUGAAGACGAGAGAAACAACAAUGUAGUGAUUUAUGAUUUUUACUUCCGCUUUUGCUUUGCACCCGCAAUUGGAUAAUCACGAAACAAAAAUUAAACAAAAAAGCGCCGCGUCCGGGAUGGGAAAUUCAAUUAAGAAAUUCAUUAAUUAUUUGUAUAAAAAGCGAACACUCCCUGCAUGCACUAUACUCUCAUCACAAUAUUAUGUAAAAAAAAAAAAUACAACAUUCAUCUUGAGAUUGGCAAUUUCAUUUUUUCAGCUAAAGAAAGUUACAAAUCUAACAAGACUGUAUUUUAAAAUUUUUAAAUCUAUAUAUGAAUUAGAGAUCGAUCGAUAUUGUAGUUCAAUUGAAGCAGCAAGUGUAUUUUUGAUAAAUUUUUCCAUUCGCUGAAAUUGGUACAGGAAAUAUAGCGAAAAAUUAGAAAGAAAGAAAUCCCGCCACGGACGCGGCGCCCAAAUCGACAAAUUAUAACGCGGCGCUGUGCCUUGAGAAAAUUAUUCGUUUUAGUGCCAACGGGAACAAGAUAUUGAAAUUUUUUACGCAAAUGAAAAUUGAAAAAUCAUUCAUUCCAUGCUUUGCAUUUAAUUUUUUUCGGAGAGAGAGAAAGAAAGAGAGAAACAAUAAUCAUUCUUUAAGCGGUUAUUUAUAUUAAAAGAUUUUGGACGAAAGCACACAUUUUCAGUCGAAGUUGCGUAGAAUCUUUUUCGAGCAGACGAGAACAUAUCAAAAAAGGAGAAUUGUUAUGAUUUGCACGCGGGAAGAAACAAAAAGCAAAUAUAUAGAUAUAUUUAUUCGAUCUUGAACUAUUUUUUUGUUUUGUAACUCUCUAGUCUAAACAAACACUUUCGCGCUCACACUCGGAUUCGAUCUUUUCACUUAAUAUCGGUAAUCCGAGCAAGUCUAAAAAAAUCGAGUCUGAGCUGUUUUUGCGCCGACUUUUUGUUAGCUUUUGACUUUUCCCGAUGAUCUUCUUGAUUUGCCAAAUUUUUUUGCGACUGAUGCUAAUAUAAGAUCGUGAAUGGCUGGCUUGGGCGGGGCUCUGCAAAUUUAAAACUGAAAUCGAGCAAGACUGACUGAAAAAAAACAUGCAUACAAACAUUAACUGUAUAGAAUUUUGCACGGCCAGCUGGCGAACUUUUGUUCUGUUUUGUGUGAAAAGAAGAAUAAAAAAUCGAGCGAAGAUCAUUCCUUGCUUUUUCGGGAAUCGGUGUAUUUAGAAAUUACAAUUGUCAACACUUACGUUGUGUACACUGAAAGAGAGAGAGAAAGAGAGAAGUUGGGACACGUUUUAUGAGAGUAACAAUCUCGUUCACACUCGAUGUGGCCGAAGGAGAGAAUGAGAGUAUAAAAUAACGUGAAAAUUCAAUGUGUUUUUCCAUCAAAGGUGAUUUUGGUGUUUUUCGGAGAUAAAAUAAAAUAAAUGAUGAAAGUGUCUUUGUUUAGGGAAAUUACAGUUUAUUCAAUAUAAUCAAUGUUCAUGUGAAUUAUAUACAUUAUUAUUACUGUGA